Messenger RNA from Vitrella brassicaformis, 1496 nucleotides. NCBI's taxonomy places the organism in Eukaryota, Vitrellaceae. The record is from the annotation of a GenBank genome assembly.
GCACACGUAGCGUACACGGAAGACGACCAGCAAACGCACCGCACGCUAUUUAAAUGCAUGCCGUGAACAAUCGUCCCGCACAUAUCGACACACAGCGGGGUGAGGGGGGAGGGGCGAGAUGUGGGCAAGCCAUGGGUGAGGCAGGCCAUGUUUGUAUACAUGUUGAUAUGCAUAUCACGUCACCUUUCUCUCUCUGGCUCGGGCUGGAGGAGGAACGAGAAAAAUGUUUUAGUCUUGUGGUAGUGGUGUGUGAAGUGUUGCACCGGCUGCGCGUCAGGGCGGCCAAACAGCCGAUCCGUGUCCACGAAUCCAUCCAUCCAUCCAUCCAUCCAUCGCUACACGAUUCCCCCAUGCAAUGAAUGCAUGCACGCAUACAGUAUGUGUUCAUAAAGGGCAUGGAAAGUGAGAAGAGAAGAGAGAAGAGAGAGAGUAGGGAUGGAUGGACCUAUAAGAUCAUAUCAGGUCGCAUGAAGUCGGGUCAGAUCAGAUGCGGGGCUGCAUGUUGGUGGCCGCGCUCAUGGACUCGAAGGCGCUCAUCUGCUGGAGUGUCGACAGCACCUUGUGAGCGUGCUCGGGAACCGCCGGCAGGUCCCACCCGUCGCGGGACGUUGGCAUCGCCAGGCCCACCUGGCCCACCUGGUCGUGCUGCAUGGCGUUGGUUAGGGCCGUCAGGCACUCAUCUGCCGUCACGCCAUGAUGUAGGGUGACGCCGCCCGACCCGCACAGUGCCGCGAUCAUGCAGUCCUGCAGCACAAACAUGCAGUGGGUACAGAGCAGGCUGGUCGCCAUGCUCGUGUGUUGUGCGUGACGAAUCUCACCUGGGCGUAUGCCCGGAAUUUGUCAGGGGUUUUCAUGUUGAUGCCGUCCUCCUGCUUGCCCACCUUACCGGUGAGUAGCGGCUGGAUGAAGUCCUCGUCAUACAUCGUGAUACACUCGCGCACAUGGCCGGCACACAUCGGCAUGAGGAGCGCGCCCAGGCUCAGGCUCUGGCUCGCCAGCCGUGCCUCGGGGACGAACACCCGGUGUGUCCGCCCCGUCACGUCCGAGGUGUAGCGGAUCUCCGCCACGAGGUUGCGGUCGCACUCCUCGAGCAUGUCCUGGUGCAGCGGGUGGGCGAUGUUGGUAGUCCUCUCUGUAUAUGCGGCAGUCGUCCUUGUGGCCCUCCUUCCAAUGGCCCUUCUGACACGCCUGCACACCCAACAACCACACACAGAUUCAUGAUGGCAUCCGCUGCGCGGCCACCUCAUGCACGACGCACCUGGCUGCAGUAGAAGAAGCACCGACACGCCGAACACCGCUGACGCAAGUUGAAGGCAAAGGGAAGACGAGAUAAUAUGUCACUCGCCUUGCUUCCGCUUCUUUCUUCCCUUCCGCCUUACCUUGGUGGCCAUCUUCUUCCUGCAGCUGGAGCAGAAGGACACGAAGGCGUAAGUGCCGUCCUGCUUGAAACACGAGAUGAACAUGCAGGCUCAACAAAUCACGAGCGCACGCUAUCA